Molecule: messenger RNA, 1201 nt
Organism: Cyprinodon tularosa
Lineage: Eukaryota; Metazoa; Chordata; Actinopteri; Cyprinodontiformes; Cyprinodontidae
Exons: 9
Coding region: 198-866 (222 amino acids)
Source: RefSeq, a predicted model, not a curated record
CACACUUUUUUUCCCCCCUCUUAGUUUACACAAAUGUUGGUCCCAUAAGAGAUGGCUGCUGGGAAAUUAUCAGGAGACGUCUGCAGCAGAUAAGAUGACACCAAAGCUUUGUUGUGUCAGUUUUGUUUUUUUAAGGAUCGCAUGAAGAGCAUCUGAAAGGGUUCAUUUUGGCAUAAACGUCUUAAUUUGUCACAGAAAUGAAGGAUCGAACUAUUCUGACCCUCUUUGCUGUGAUUGUGCUCCUUCUAAUCUUUUUCCUGACUUCAUUUGAUGAACAGGUGCAAAAUGUUUUUGGAUUCAACAAAACAGAGUUUAAAUUCAAAACAGGCACAGCUAAAGCUGCUCCAAAGUGCAGGCUCUCCGCAGUCUGUCCCAAAGACCACUUUCCUUUUAAAAUUUGGAGUGGAGCUGCUAAUGUUGUUGGGCCAAAAAUCUGUUUCAACGGUAAAAACGUUAUGAGUCACAUUUUGAACAACGUGGGACCAGGACUGAACAUUGUGGUGGUAAAUGAUGAGACUGGAGUUGUAGAAAGGUUUGACUAUCUUAAUAUGAUAAGUGGAAACUCAGCAGACAUCCUGACGUAUUUGGAGAAAAUAAAGCCUGGAAUGAUUGUGCUGGUGGCCUCCUUUGAUGAUGCAGCAACAAAGAUGACAGAUGAAAUAAGGCAGAUGUUUGUUGAUAUGGGAAGCACUUUGAUCCGCUCUGUUAAACACAGAGACAACUGGGUGUUUGCUGGAAGAGCAGGGAAAAAAAUCAAAAGCAUCUUCGAGCAGCGAGCUGAGAAUGAUGAGAAAACAAAUGUUUUCGAUGGAUGGCCAGAGAUGGUGGAAGUGGGUGGCUGUUUCCCAAUGACUAAGAGUGUCUAAAAAUCCAAUUUAAUGGGGCGGGGCUUAUUAAUCUGCAACAGACUUAAAACUUUAGGAAAUCUUUCGGGAAGGUGGUAGCCUAGUGGUUAAGGUAUUGCUCUUGGAUCCCAGAGGUUCUGAGUUCAAGCCCCACUCCCACGGCUGCCACUUUGGGCAAGACCCUUAAUCCCCACACCUCUCCCCAGGCGCCUCACAUUGACACCCUACUGCUCCCCAAAGGUAUGGGUUAAAUGCAGAGAGUAAAUUUUGUACUUGUGACAAUUCUAAUGAUAAUGAAGUUGAAUUCUAUUCAAUUCUGUUCUUUUAUUUUGCCCAAUUAAACAAAACACUGUAGC